Asparagus officinalis (garden asparagus) is the source of this 1270-nucleotide messenger RNA. RefSeq names its product probable inactive heme oxygenase 2, chloroplastic. The record is from RefSeq and is a predicted model, not a curated record. NCBI's taxonomy places the organism in Eukaryota, Viridiplantae, Streptophyta, Magnoliopsida, Asparagales, Asparagaceae. Gene Ontology annotation, molecular function: heme oxygenase (decyclizing) activity. Gene Ontology annotation, biological process: heme oxidation; phytochromobilin biosynthetic process.
CCGAAUCCUGCUUUCCUCCUUAUCUGUAGCAAAACACGAGACGCAAUCGUGAGAGCGAAAAAGAAAAAAAAUGACUUCUUCACUUCGUCCGGCCCACUCUCUUCUCCCCCCUCAUCUUCGUCCCCAUCAGUUCAAACUCAAAACCGCAGAAACUCUGACAUCCUUCAACAAAAUUUGCACUGAACCCAAGCCCUCAUCUUCAAUUUCUUGUAGCUGCAUCUCAAAUCCCUCGACGAAUUCUGCCGCAGUAGUGAAGAGCAAGCGGGUCAGGUACAGAAAAGCUUAUCCCGGCGAAGCCAAAGGAAUCGUCGAAGAGAUGCGAUUCGUCGCGAUGAAGCUCCGAAAUGACAACAUUGAAGCGGCGGCGCGGCGCGGGGGUUCCGACGCGACGAGCGACACGUGGCGGCCGAGCAUGGAGGGCUUUGUCAAGUACUUGGUUGAUAGCAAGCUCGUCUUCGAAACCUUAGAAAAGAUCGUCGACGAAUCCACCGAUGUCGCAUACACUUACUUCAGGAAAACUGGUUUGGAGCGCUCAGCCAGUAUAUCAAAAGAUUUAGAAUGGUUCAGGCAACAAGGGAUUGACAUUCCCCAACCAAGCUCUCCUGGAGUAACUUAUGCCACUUACCUUGAAGAAUUAUCUGAGAAAAGUGCUCCAUCAUUCCUAUGUCAUCUAUACAACAUUUACUUUGCGCACAUAUCGGGUGGCCAGGCGAUAGGUAGACAGGUGUGUGAAAAGCUUUUGCAAGGAAAGGAACUCGAGUUCUAUAAAUGGAAGGGCAAUGUGAUGGAGUUGUUGAGCGAUGUAAGAGAGAAGCUCAACAGUCUUGGAGAGCACUGGUCUCGAGAUGAGAAGAAUAGAUGUCUAAGAGAAGCAACCAAGGCUUUUCGAUAUUCUGGUCAGCUGAUUCGCUUGAUUAUUUUGUAGUGAAUUUCAUAUUCUGUCGUUUCCUAACUAGGAGAUCCACCGCUUCUGUGAGAGAAGUCAUUUUAUGUGAGUUAAGCAUAACGAAGCUCAGUUUCUAGAGUGCUCAACAUUCAGCAGCCUGGUCGAUGUGCAAUCGAUUGAACUCCUCGAGGAUGUUUGUCAUUGUAGGUUAUUAUCGACGAAUCUAACCGCGGGUCAUAUUGGGAUUUGCAAAUUUCUAAUGAUUUAGGCAAAUCAUGAAUGUAUGAAUUGGGAGGGAUUAUUGGACUAUUUAUAGUGCGGAUAUCCUCUCUCUUAAAUGGUACCGUCUCCUCUUUGGAUUUAAAAACUUCAUUUCGGUGAGUU